Cercocebus atys (sooty mangabey) is the source of this 1588-nucleotide messenger RNA. RefSeq names its product TSR2, 20S rRNA accumulation, homolog (S. cerevisiae) (gene TSR2). NCBI's taxonomy places the organism in Eukaryota, Metazoa, Chordata, Mammalia, Primates, Cercopithecidae. The coding region runs from base 122 to 628 and encodes 168 amino acids. The transcript is spliced from 5 exons. Gene Ontology annotation, biological process: maturation of SSU-rRNA from tricistronic rRNA transcript (SSU-rRNA, 5.8S rRNA, LSU-rRNA). The record is from RefSeq and is a predicted model, not a curated record. Gene Ontology annotation, cellular component: nucleus.
AGAAUGGCUUCGGGGGUGUGCACAGCCAGGAGAAGGCCAAGUGGCUGGGGGGUGCAGUGGAGGAUUACUUCAUGCGCAAUGGCCAGUGUUUGCCAAAAUUCAUGCUAACUAGUCCUGUUAGAUGUUCAGUGAAGAAGCUUCUCCAGUCACGUUAUGUAAGAAAAACUCUUUUCUUCUGCUCCCACUGAAAAGUCUCAACACUCAUGAACAUAUUAAAGGCUUGGCUGACUUGGAGCUAGAUGAGGUGGAAGACUUCCUUGGAGAGCUGUUGACCAAUGAGUUUGAUACAGUCGUGGAAGAUGGGAGUCUGCCCCAGGUGAGCCAGCAACUGCAGACCAUGUUCCACCACUUCCAGAGGGGUGACGGGGCUGCUCUGAGGGAGAUGGCCUCUCGCAUCACUCAAAGAAAAUGCAAGGUCACAGCCACUGCACUUAAGACAGCUAAAGAGACUGAUGAGGAUGAAGAUGAUGUGGACAGUGUGGAAGAGAUGGAGGUCACAGCUACGAAUGAUGGGGCUGCUACAGAUGGGGUCUGCUCCCAGCCUGAACCCUCUGAUCCAGACGCUCAGACUAUUAAGGAAGAGGAUAUAGUGGAAGAUGGCUGGACCAUUGUCCGGAGAAAAAAAUGAGUGGGCAUGGUUGGAAAUGGCUUUGGGCCCUUAUUUGCUAGUUCUGAGAGUUGUCUGUAGGGUUUUUUUUUUUUUUUUGAGGAUUGUAGACCUGUGGACUGGUUACCCCAUCUCUACCCUCUCCCCUGUUCCCCUGUCUAGCUCCCUCCAGGGCAAGGAAACCCUAGGGUCCUUGGUCUUGGGGGUGGGGGGACCUUGUCCAGCACAUUCCCUUGGGCCUUUAGUUAACAUCUGAGUGACGAAGCCAGCUUCCCCAGUACAGUGUCUUUUGGGUGCAGUCAUUGUGAGGAAGGGGAUGAGUGAGUGUGGGUGUGGCUGGAGGAGGAUCUAGAUGCCAGUGGACGGUGGGCAGGUGGAUUUGGGGAGGACAGGACCAGCAGCAGCAGCAGUACUCAGUGAUAGGGGGCUGGCUGGGUCAGGAAUGUGAGAUGAACAUGCAAGUGGAAGGGAGAAUAGGUGAAGAUGUGAACGAAAGUAGCUCUGGAGCCUUUCCCUUACCCCACCCCCCACACACGCAACAACUCUGUACGCCUGCCCAGAACUUGGAACCUCCCAGGAAUGCUGCCUUCCUGCAGCCCAGCCUCCAGCCCUGGGUUCCCUCAGGAAUUCGAAGACCUUGGCUAGGUGGUGAGCUUGGAAGGGCUGGGCUUUGUUUUCUGUCUCCUGUAACCUCUUUCCUUACUCCUUAUCCCAUCCCAUUUGAGUUCAGGAGUGAGGCUUAAGAUCUUAAUAAAUAAUACCUUACUGCUUAACCUGUGGCUUGACCUGUGAGGAGUAGCCUUCAAAUCCACCUUCUGGGAGCUGAGCUUCCGAGUUUACAAGGGAGCGGUUUUCUGAGCCCACCCUAGCAGCCUGGUACGUCGGACAACCAAACAGAUGGACGAACGGAGCACAGCAGUGCUAUGAAAGUUACUGUAAGCCUGAAAUAAACUGUAUUUUUCUUUAAAAAAAAAAAAAACA